Messenger RNA from Striga asiatica, 837 nucleotides. The record is from the annotation of a GenBank genome assembly. NCBI's taxonomy places the organism in Eukaryota, Viridiplantae, Streptophyta, Magnoliopsida, Lamiales, Orobanchaceae.
AUGUCUCUUAACCACAACCCUUCGCCUGUCUCCUUGUGCUUAAAAUCGGGCCAUCUCGGAUUUUGCUUGCCCAAUCUAUUAUCCCACCAUUUAUUCGGAUUUUCCACCAAAUUCUUCCAAGAAUCUUCCCCUUUCGCGCCUUCAACUCGAUUUUCUGCUUUGCCAACCCCUUCACCUCCUUGCGACAGCCUGGGCCUCAAGAACAUAACAUCAAACUCUAAUUUUGCGAGUCCCAGCAAAACCCAGUCGGGGGCACGGUCAACCCAAAGCCCGUUUCCAGAAUCCUUAUGCUUAAAGUCGGGGCUUAGACUCAAUAUGAUUCGAAUCGUUCGCCUCAUUGUUCGACUGCUGAGUAACAGGACUCGCGACCCAAUCGCUCUCGCCAGAAACAGCCUUUUUCACAUAGCCCUCGACAAAAUUGAGAUUCUCGGCCACGAGAUGGAACUUUCCGUAACCGUCGGCGAAGACGAAUCUCGUGGGGCCCAUUCUCAGCUUCCCCGAAACGAAAACACGAUCCUUCUCCUUAACGUGAAGGGCCACGACCUGAGCCAAAUCGCCUUCGAACACAACGGGGAUCAACAGAGUGUCACACCUGUCGCCACAAUCCUGAGAAAUCAAAACCGUGGCCAAGCGAUUCCCAUCGGCGCCGGACUCGAGAUGGACCGGGGUUUUCACGCGGCCGAUCAAAUUCACGGCGUUGGCGACCCGAGGUUGGAACGGAAUCUCUAUCGGCCUCGGCCAGUCGAUCGCCGGACCUCUCCGUUCCUUGAUCGUCGGAGGAAGGCUCGAAUCGGAGGUCUUCUGGGCUCCGAGAUUCUCUGUCACUUGUUGGGUUAA